This is a messenger RNA of Ciona intestinalis (vase tunicate), 470 nucleotides long. Lineage: Eukaryota; Metazoa; Chordata; Ascidiacea; Phlebobranchia; Cionidae. The record is from RefSeq and is a predicted model, not a curated record.
AGGUACUGUUUAUUUGUAGAGAGGAUAUUGCGUCGCAGUUGUUAUACACCCUUAUGACAAAAUUGUGUGACUAAAACUUACUAAACGUAUUGGAUACAAAUAAUAAAGAUGCUGCAACGUCGUGGUUGGCUCGGAGGACCAAAGCCACCCAAAAAUCCGCAUUCUUUGGAACAUCUCAAAUACCUUCAUCAUGUUUUGACCAAAAAUCAGACUGUAACAGAAAGUAACAAAUCUUUAAUUGUUGAAGCUCUUCGAUCGAUGGCAGAAAUCCUGAUCUGGGGAGAUCAAAAUGAUAGUUCAGUAUUUGAGUUUUACUUGGAAAAGAAUAUGUUCCUGUUUUUUCUGAACAUUCUGGAGCAAAAUUCUGGCAACUAUGUGUGUGUGCAACUACUUCAAACCCUAAAUAUACUUUUUGAAAAUCUUCAGCAUGAAACUUCUUUGUGUAAGUAGUUCUAUAUGCAUGUUACAUU